GCCUUGCCUGGAAGGAAGGAGAAUCUCUGCUGGGCUGAAUGGUGAUGUGAAUGUGACACAUGCCCUACCUGUGACACAUCUCCUGAACAUGUAGAAGGUCCAGCCAGAGGGAAGGAAUCCAAAGUGCAGUCCCAGAGCAACCCCUGCCUCCCUCUAAAGCUACUCUGGACUGUUCUGAUAGAGACAGGUGGAGUUAUCUGUUGAUUCUGUGGACUUGGCAGGAAUUCCAUACUUUUUACACAGCCUUUUAUCACAUCAGGGAUUACACAUUUACCACCCAGCACAUUAAAUAAGGAUCCCAAUUUGGGCUGUGGCACAGAUCGUUUGAAGGUGUGGAGUGGACGCCGGUGCUGCGGUGCUGCCUUGGGUUUCCUUCCCUGGAGGCUCUGACCUGAUCCCUGCAGGAAUGGCCCCAGGGCUCAGUGCUUCUCCACCACUUGUGGUCCUGCUCCUGUCCCUGCUGGGUCUGGCUGCUGCUGGGAAGCUCCUGGUGAUGCACGUGGACGGGAGCCCCUGGCUCAGCGUGCAGGAAGUGCUGGAGACGCUGAAGCAGAAGGGACACGAGGUGGUUGUGGUGGCACCUGAAGUCUCCGUGCACGUCAAGCCAUCAAAGAACUUUGAGAUGAAAAUAUACUCAGUCCCCUUCACAAAGGAAGAGUUUGAGAAAGACUUCAAGGCAUAUUUUCGAGUUGUAUUUGAAGAGGGAUCAUUUAUUGAAAGAUUUUUUAAAGUAUUUGAAAUGACGAGAAGGGUAACUGAAUAUUGGAUCCACAGCUGUGAACAGUUCUUAAAAAACAAAGAGCUCAUGAGGUACCUUGAGGAAAGCAAGUUUGAUGCUGUCCUUACAGACCCUUUCCUACCCUGUGGGGCAAUCCUGGCUGAGCGUCUUUCACUUCCUGCCAUAUAUUUCUACCGACUAGUCCCAUGUGAGUUAGAAUUUGCAGCCACUCAGUGUCCGAGUCCUCCGUCCUAUGUGCCCAGGGCAUUUUCAGACAAUGCAGACAGCAUGACCUUUUUCCAGCGAGUGAUGAAUCUGCUCUAUGACAUCCCAGAUAUUUUUCUCUGUGAUUUUACUACUAAACCCUACUCAAAACUGGCUUCCGAGAUCCUGCAGCGGGAGGUGACUGUACUGAGUUCCUGCAGCGGGAGGUUAGAUUUUGUGCUUGACUAUCCAAGACCCUUGAUGCCAAACAUCAUUCCAAUUGGAGGACUAAACUGUGCUCAGAAGAAGCACAAGGAGCUGCCUCAGGAAAUACGAGGGUUUUCUAAUGACACUCAGUGUCCGAGUCCUCCGUCCUAUGUGCCCAGGGCAUUUUCAGACAAUGCAGACAGCAUGACCUUUCUCCAGCGAGUGAUGAAUCUGCUCUAUGACAUCCCAGAUAUUUUUCUCUGUGAUUUUGCUUUUGAACCCUACUCAAAACUGGCUUCUGAGUUCCUGCAGCGGGAGGUGACUGUGCUGGAUCUCUUACGGAAGGGCUCUCUUUGGCUCUUCAGGUUAGAUUUUGUGCUUGACUAUCCAAGACCCUUGAUGCCAAAUAUCAUUCCAAUUGGAGGACUAAACUGUGCUCAGAAGAAGCACAAGGAGCUGCCUCAGGUGGGUCUGGUUUAAAUCCAUGCCUUGAUUAAUUUCUGCCUUAAGGAGGGUGGAAUUCUGUGUUGUGAUAGGAAUCAACUUCCCAUUUCUGGUGAGU
Messenger RNA from Ficedula albicollis (Collared flycatcher), 1691 nucleotides. Its product is annotated as UDP-glucuronosyltransferase 1-1-like. Lineage: Eukaryota; Metazoa; Chordata; Aves; Passeriformes; Muscicapidae. Gene Ontology annotation, molecular function: UDP-glycosyltransferase activity. The transcript is spliced from 3 exons. The record is from RefSeq and is a predicted model, not a curated record. The coding region runs from base 407 to 1609 and encodes 400 amino acids.